CAAGGCAACAAUGACAUCAGUCUAUCGAGUGGUAAUCGGCGAGUGGUAAUCGGCGUGCCCAGCUGCUACUCACGCUCCUCGUCGACUCCACUCUCGUGUUUUUGGCCAUGCCUUCGGCAGUUCGACAGUGCGUGCCAAAAUUAGGCACGUCUGAAAACAUAGGUGCUAUACGAAAAUAGGCGAAUGGUCAGCUGGCUUUAUGUAAAAGCAGGCGGAGUCUCUCGCUCUGACUCUGGGCGGGUGGCCGAGCAACCAUCGCCUCGCGGGAAAAUUUAAAAUCUUGCCGGCGAAGCCCAGCGACCGACCGACUGGCCGACCGGCGGGCUGCCUAAGGAAUCAUUGCCCAUUGAUGGCUGCUAUCGAGUGGUAUGGCCCUCUGAUCGACCUCUCCGAUGCCGCCUCGCAUGUCGGGGAUUACGUCCAGCUCCUCGUUCUGGUGCGCGCCUGCCGCUCAUAUCAGGAGUCAAAAUCUUCAAGAAGUAAAAAUUUGUUAAGGACUUGUACUCAGGUUGGAGAUAAUACUAACCCACAGUUCAGCAUAUUAUCAUGGGAUAAGCAGAUUUUCGGCAAGAUAUCUGCUGGUGAUAUAGUUUUGAUGCAGAAUGUUCAGAUAACAACUUUUGGAGGUAUUAUGGAGGCUGUAACUCGUCAAUGCUCAUCUUUUUUGUGUCUGAUUCAUCUUCCAGAGCUGAAUUCUCUAAAGGAUGUGGAUAAACUUGUAAUGGGCACGAAGUUAGGAAGCACAACGAAGGACAAACUGAAGGUGGUUAUCAAUUGGGCACGAGAAAGCAGGAUAUAUGACUUGGACUUGUCACGCAUCCUCCAACCAAACGUGGAAGCAGCAAAGAACUGGAAGAUAAAUGGAGAAAAAGAACUAAGACACUGUACCUCUAUUUCAGAAGUGCUAUGUCUUAAUCACCCUUGUCAUGUGAAAAUUCAUGGAUAUAUUGGAGAUAUCAACGUUCAGAAGUUGGAUGGGAGUUUCUAUUCCAUUGACAAGAGAUUCUCCGAAUGGGAAAAUAAUAUUUUAGAUUGUUUAAUCUGCCAAGGAUGCAAGGUCUGUGGUGCUCCUACUGAUUCCUGUUUGUCAAGGCGACAGCCAUCAUCAUUCUACUGUGAGAAAAGCUCGAGUCAUUUUCAUGAAGUUUGUUGGAUUUACAAACCUUUUCAGAUUUAUGUUUGGGAUGACUCUGGAAAAGUGUCGUUGACUGUAAAGAACAGAGCUGCUGAAAUCCUAUUUGGGAACAUUACGGCAGAGAGUGUUAAACUAAGCUUCCAGCGACUGCUAAAACCUCAAGACUCUGAUCAUCCGAUGUCAAGUGGGUCUCGUUCUUCUAAUUUUAGGACCGCAGGCCAAUCAGCUAGUGGAGAUGAAAGUGAUAAUAACAGCCGGAGCCAGAAGGUUCAGAGCAAAGUGAACAAGAGAACAGAUUUCUUCAAGAUUUGGUUAAUAUUGCUGAAGCUGCUCCUUCUAUGUGAAGAGAACAGUCCAUUCAGAUUUGAAGUUUCUGUGAACUGUGACGAAGAUUCCGAACAUUUUGCACUUGAGUUGGUUUCUUUCUUUAUGCCUUAUGAAGUAUUGGGGUAGAUGUAUUCAUUUUCUGUCCCUUUACAUACUAAUAAUGAUUGGCGUUUCAAGGUUCUGUUUGCCUCAGAAAGGUCUUUCAAGUGACUCAAUUUUCUUCACUUGGAAAACUAGAAAUCUAGAGUAACGCCUCAGAGAAUCAUCUCAGCGAAAUAAAGCCCCACCAACCAAACGUCGGUGUAUAGUUAAUGAAACGGGGUUUCCGUCAAC
Molecule: messenger RNA, 1795 nt
Organism: Nymphaea colorata (pocket water lily)
Lineage: Eukaryota; Viridiplantae; Streptophyta; Magnoliopsida; Nymphaeales; Nymphaeaceae
Exons: 8
Coding region: 350-1588 (412 amino acids)
Source: RefSeq, a predicted model, not a curated record